AUGUCCGCCUUAACCGCGGCCUUUGGCCCCUCGGCGCCCGACACGUCGCCGAUCAGUGGCCGCGACUACGUGCUCAAGCUGCGCAAGUACCUCGGCGCCAACUUGUCGCGACUGGCGCCACCUCCUCCCCCGCGCGGCAAGCAGCGCGACGCGUCGUGGCUCGCGCAGAGCUACACCGUCCUCACGCUGGGACUGGAUCCGAACUCGGCCCCGCUGAGCCGUAACGUCAAGGUGCCGCUCACGCUGGGCUUUGGCACGCCGUCUGCGCCGCCAGUCCACAAGGCCGCCAAGCCCAUCCUCCUCCGCCUCCCGCCAGACAAGCUCCUCUACCUCCUCUUACGGUGGCAGAGCUUACCACAGAGCCUCCCGCAUGUGGGCAAGACGGACGUACCCGUUCCCGAGGGGGUCAGCGUCGCGGCCCGCGGCGCCAUCAGCGUUAGAGAACGCGCCGACGGCGAUGUCGACAGCGUGCGCAGCUGGGUCGGCUCGAUUCGUUCCGUCUCAGCUGCGCCGGCAGAGAGAGGGUGGGGUUGGUGGGGCAAGCCGCAGGAGGUAGACGAGGAUAAAGUGCUCAUCGAGCUCUACUCGAUCUUCAACACGCUUCCCGGGCUGCUGAUCCACCCGCCGUUUGCGACCGACAAGCCGGUUGCCGAGCUGCUCGACGCGGGGGGAUACACGUCGCUUGGGGGCGUCGAUGUGCGCGUGCCGCUUGACGUGCUGCGCAACUUGCAAAUACUCGAGCUCGAGGGGUACGAUCCGCGCGGGCUGCUCAUUCCCGUCAGCCCGCUGCUGCGUAGCUUGACUGUUCGCGACGUCGGCGACGGGGACGACUGGCUGCCCGAGUUGAUAAUCGACGGCGACGUCGACGCCGAGGAGCCGGCACCUCGCUUCCCCGACCUGAGAUACCUCUCUCUGCAUCACACAUCGCUGUUAGCGUUCCCCGCGCUCCCUCUCACGAGCCUCACCCAUCUCGACCUGUCACACAACCUGCUCAACGCAAUUCCAGAAGCGCUGUCAACGCUGCACAACCUCGUCUCCUUGAAUCUCUCCAACAACCUCAUCACGUCGGUGCGCAACGCGUCCUUGACCCUCGGAAACAUCCACGUCCUCAACCUCGCGAGCAACAGACUAGACUGCCUCGUCGGCCUCGACCGCGUGCUGGGACUCAAGCGUGUCGACGUGCGCAACAACAUCCUGUUGGAAGCGGGCGAGGUCGGCCGUCUCGCCGUCCUGCCGCAGAUCGACGCCGUCUGGGCGGCCGAGAACCCGUUCACGCGCGGCGAGAACAUUGAGUGGCGCGCCGAAGUCGCCGCAAGCUUCGUGAUCGAGGGGCGUGAUGUCGUCGUCGACGACGCAGCGCUUACGUGGAACGAGCAGCGCAAACUCGAGGCCAUCCUCGCGUCCAAGGGACGUGGGUGGCGGCCGAACCUCAAGGUGGAGACGGCGGCGGCGACAAAAGCUGCUGCCCCAGCUAAGCCACCAUCACCCGUCAUUCCUGCGCCUCCCUCGCCGACGAGACCGCGCGACUUAAUACCGACGCCGGCGAGCCGUGUCAUCACCCCAGCUAACACUACGCCGUCGUCGCCAGCCAAGAUCAUCGCGUCGAAGAAGAAGGCGAGGAGGAGGGUCGUCAACCUCGACGCGGCGACAGCAGCACCUUCGCCAGCAGCACCCGUGUCUGCGCCAGAACCAACUCCCACACCCGCCCCGGCCCCCGACGAGCCCGCAAACAACGGCAACGUCGUCAAGGUCAAGUCGAAGAGCAAGAAGAAGGCACUCAAGGACAAGCCAGAGGAUCUGAAUGGCGACAAGUGGAGCCAUGGCGUCGCGGCGUAG
Molecule: messenger RNA, 1836 nt
Organism: Vanrija pseudolonga
Lineage: Eukaryota; Fungi; Basidiomycota; Tremellomycetes; Trichosporonales; Trichosporonaceae
Gene: Nisch
Product: Nischarin
Exons: 3
Coding region: 1-1836 (611 amino acids)
Cellular component (GO): cytoplasm
Molecular function (GO): protein binding
Source: RefSeq, a predicted model, not a curated record